Messenger RNA from Clupea harengus (Atlantic herring), 1867 nucleotides. It is a transcript of the gene npffr1l3, whose product is annotated as neuropeptide FF receptor 1 like 3. Gene Ontology annotation, molecular function: neuropeptide receptor activity; opioid receptor binding; peptide binding. Gene Ontology annotation, biological process: G protein-coupled receptor signaling pathway; regulation of MAPK cascade; regulation of adenylate cyclase activity. Gene Ontology annotation, cellular component: plasma membrane. The record is from RefSeq and is a predicted model, not a curated record. Lineage: Eukaryota; Metazoa; Chordata; Actinopteri; Clupeiformes; Clupeidae.
AGCUACUCAAACUCGAUGGCAAACAUCACGCUGUCUCCAUACUAUCAGCACUCGCUGGCCAUUGCGUCCGUGUACACACUGGCUUACCUGUUCAUCUUCCUACUGUGCAUGAUAGGAAAUGGACUGGUGUGUGUGAUUGUGCUGAGGAACCAUCACAUGCGUACUGUGACAAAUCUCUUCAUCCUCAACCUAGCCAUCAGUGACCUCCUGGUGGGCAUAUUUUGUAUUCCCACCACACUGGUUGACAAUCUCAUCACAGGUUGGCCCUUCAACAACGCUGUGUGUAAAGUGAGCGGUCUUGUGCAGGGGAUGUCCGUGUGUGCUUCAGUUUUCACGCUGGUGGCCAUUGCUGUGGAUCGCUUUCGCUGCAUUGUUUAUCCCUUCAAGCCGAAGCUAAACCUGUCUGUUGCCAAGGCAACUAUCGGUUUGAUAUGGUUAUUAGCGCUGGUCAUCAUGUUCCCCACGGCAGUAAUGCUGACAGUUGAACAAGAGGAAGAUCACGUGGUUCUGGAUGGCAAGCACAAUCACACCUACCCGCUCUACUACUGCUACGAGACCUGGCCUGACCCGGAGAUGCGCAAGGUCUACACCACGGUGCUGUUUGCUCACAUCUACUUGGUGCCUCUCACCCUCAUCGUCCUGCUGUACGGGAGAAUCGGGGCCAAGCUUUUCCACACUCACGCGCUGGCUAAUGCAGAGCAGCUGGGUGCCAAUCCACCAGGCAAAUCCCCCAAAACACAGCGGCGCGUGCGGGUCAUCAAGAUGCUAGCGGUGGUGACCUUGCUCUUCAUGUUGUCCUGGCUCCCGCUGUGGACCCUGCUGCUGCUGACCGACUACGCGCGACCGGAGGGGGACAAGCUUGACCUCCUCACCGGAUAUGUGUUCCCCCUCUCCCAUUGGCUGGCGUUUUCCAACUCUAGCGUGAAUCCUAUUAUUUAUGGCUACUUCAACGAGAAUUUCAAAAAGGGCUUCCGGGCUGCCUGUCAGGCCCAACCCUGCUGCCUCAGUGUGCUGGGGAGCCUGGCGCCUAAGAGGAGAAGCAGGCACAGCCUGGCCCGAGGGCCAAGGGAGGUGGUUCUGUCUACCAAUUUGGGGUUGCGAAACCGGGUGCACACAGACAACGACCUGACAGGGUGCGUGCAUUUGGAGAUGGAGAACAGGACAGAGGGGCUGAUCGUGGAACUUGGGAACUCUGAGAAAGAGGGAGGGAGCUGCCGCGGGUUGGUGAGCGCGGACCUUAACAUGGAUGACACGGAGAUUAUUUCUCCGAAACGAGCUGUGUGCUACCAGGCCUGGGAGCUGUGAGAUGCAUUUCUAUGGACAUGGCUGAACCCAAGUGGAUUUGAAUAAACUAGCUCAGAAAAGCAAUUUGAAAUAUAUUAUUUUGUGAGCAUCGCAUCAAAAACCAUUUAGUAUCUUGGGCUGUGGAAAAAAUUCAGAACAGAAGUAAAACAGGUACACUCUAGUACACUCCAAGCACCUAAACGUAUGACAACACGUUUCCAUAACUGCUCCUUUUGUACUUUAGUUCCCCCCCCCCCCCUCUUAUUUUGCCCAAGAAAGUGUUUCAACAGGACCUCUGCUGGAUAAAAACAAUAUCUGUAUCUCAGUAGUCCUAAAAACACACAAUGUCCAUCAAUUUACCCAUGCUGAACCCCAGACUUAUAGGGGAAGAGGGGAAGCCUCACGAUUUCACACACAUUUCACAAGUGACACAUAAUGUGAGUAGUCAUUAAUACCCUUGAGGAGGAGCAUCCUGGGACAUUGUUUUUUGCUCCUGUGUGGCUGUGGUAAUGUUCACCUUUAACUCUGAUAUUUUUGGAAGGUCACCGUGACAUUCAAUGCAUUAUACAUACCACUGUGAAGA